Molecule: messenger RNA, 876 nt
Organism: Dendrobium catenatum
Lineage: Eukaryota; Viridiplantae; Streptophyta; Magnoliopsida; Asparagales; Orchidaceae
Product: protein PHOTOSYSTEM I ASSEMBLY 2, chloroplastic
Exons: 3
Coding region: 87-566 (159 amino acids)
Source: RefSeq, a predicted model, not a curated record
AUACCCGCCCGCACUGUAUCAGCGAAAGGUAGCCGCAGCCCCAACGAGCGGACCUAGAGGAGAGAAUCCCAGACGGAAGCGCACAGAUGUCGGCGAUCUGCGGUUGUUCCUGUUCCGGUGGCGGUGCCGCCAUUUCCAUCGCAGGUUCUAAAUUAUUCUGCCUCUCUAUUCCUCUUAGAAGAUAUUCCCUCGCCAUAGCUGCCGCGGGUAGCGGAGCUUUUCCUUCUAAAAGUUACCGCAAGGCUUUUACAUCCCUCUUGGUAAGGGCUUCAGCGGUGGAUUCCUACGAGAACUCUUCUGAUUUCGUCAAGCGUAUGGAGCAGGCGUGGCUAAUCUCUCAGCAACCAAGACCUGUUGCUUGUUCUUCAUGUGCAUCAAAAGGGUGUGUUGAAUGCAAAUGGUGUGGGGGAACUGGCUUUUUUGUCAUCGGCAACAACGUGCUCUGCGAAGUUCCUUCCAGAAACACUAGCUGCGUGAUUUGUGCGGGGAAGGGAUCUGUGUGCUGUGCUGAUUGUAAGGGCACUGGGUUUCGUGCAAAGUGGCUUGGGAAACCUCCUCUCCAAUAGGCGCAGCCACGUUCGGAGAUGAAUAAGAUGCAGCCAUGUCAGUGGUACAAAGCGGUACCGAGCAGUACCAAGCCGCAGUACACAGCAAAAGGGUGAUGUGGCAAAUUUUGAUUGGUCUCCGGACAGCGUUCGUCAUCCGCACAAAAUAAUCCAACCCCGAGCCAGCCUUUUGUCAUCUCCAAAGUAAUUGUAUGGCUUUUUGUACAAUUUAUUCAAAUUACUUGUGAUAACUUGAAAUUUGUUUAAUUAGCAUUCAUGAUUUUAAGGAUAAUAUUGUUAAAAGUAUUUAAAGAUUAUAUAUUUUAAUUAA